AAAUGAUCUUAUUAGCAGUUUUCCCUGAAACCAAACAUAAUUACUCAUCAUGCAUUGAUUGUUAUUUUCGCCAAAGCUCAGCAGCCUUCCUGCUCGCAGCUGCAGCCGUAACAGUCUGUGUCAGGGCUUUUCUCUGUGCCGCUGCUGCAUACUGAUGUCGCGCAUCAGCGGCUAAACCUGACCGCCGUCUCUUCAGUCUUUUAUUCCCAGCUUGAAGGAGCAAAAUGGCACAUGCUGCGCGUUGGUCGGUGGUUGUUUUUGUGUUGUUGUGCUUUUUAGGAGCAGCGGAAUCCAGAAGGAUCGUUAAAUGCCCUUCAGGAUGCACCUGCUCCAAGGAGACUCUCAUUUGCGUCGGGGCUUCUCAGAUCCCCCGGACCAUCCCGACGGAGAUCAACUCACUAAGCGUAGUUAAUGGAUCCGUUGCGGAAAUCACAGAGGGGAUGUUUGCUCUCAUGCCUUCCCUUCAGUUGCUGCUUCUCAACUCUAAUUCUUUGACCGCAAUCAAAGAUGACGCCUUCUCUGGUCUGUCUCAUCUAGAGUAUUUAUUCAUUGAACGAAACAAGAUCGACACAAUCACCAAAAAUGCCUUCAGAGGUCUACGAACCCUCACCCAUCUCUCCCUGGCAAAUAACAAGAUACGGUUUCUGCCAAGAGAUCUGUUCUUCGACUUGGAUUCGUUGCUAGAGCUGGAUCUGCGAGGCAACUCCUUCCAGUGCACUUGUGAGAACAAAUGGCUGAUGAUGUGGCUGAAAAACACAAACGCCUCCGUAUCAGAUGUCUUUUGCGCAGGCCCCAGUGACAUGAAGGGCAAGCGGCUCAAUGACCUCCCUAUUCCACCGGGCGAGUGCAUUUCUACAGAUUUUGUGCGUCAUCAGUCUAUUCCUAUUCAGUCCAUGUCGGCAGACAUUUUUUCAUUUAAAGAGGACAUCUUUGUGGCCUUGGCUGCCCCUAACUCCAACAGCUGUGUGAUCAUGGAGUGGGAUCAUAUCGAAAUGAAUUUCAGAAAAUUUGACAACAUUACAGGUAAAUCUGUUGUCGGAUGCAAGUCCUUUCUGAUAGAAAACCACGUCCUGAUAAUCAUCACUCAGCUCUUUGGAGGCUCCCACAUUUACAAGUUUGAUGAGCAGCAAAACAAGUUCACCAAGUUCCAAACCAUUGAGGUCUUCAACAUCUCAAAGCCAAAUGACAUGGAGGUCUUUCAGAUGGAUGGGAACUGGUAUUUUCUGAUUGUGGACAGUUCCAAGGCAGGCAUGUCUACUCUCUACAAGUGGACUGACCUGCCAGACCGCAACGAGACUGGUUUCUAUUCCUACCAGUUCCUCCAUGAAUGGUUUCGUGAUACAGAUGCUGAGAUUGUUGAGGUGGAUGGGAAGUUCUAUCUAGUUUUAGCAAGCCGCUCCCAGUCACCUGUCAUCUACCUGUGGAACAAAAGCACCCUUAAGUUCAUCCUUCACAGUGACAUCCCAAACGUUGACGAUGUAGUAUCAGUCAAAGCAUUUCGAGUGGAGGGGGAACUGUUUUUGGCCCUAGCUUGCUACAUCGGUGACUCCAAAGUCAUUAAGUGGGUCAAUAAGCAGUUUACUGAGGUGCAGGCACUUCCCUCUAGAGGAGCAAUGAUCCUCCAACCUUUUACCUUUGCAGAUAGACAUUACUUAGCUCUCGGCAGCGAUUACUCGUUCACGCAGAUACACCUGUGGGACACUGAGACGAAAACAUUUCAUAAGUUCAAGGAUAUUUACGUGCAGUCACCCCGUUCGUUUACUGUUGUGACCACUGAUCGCAGGAGUUUCAUCUUCUCCUCCAGCCUGAAGGGAAAAUCCAUGGUCUUUGAGCAUGUGUUUGUAGACCUGAGUCUGUAAAAGACCAAAGAAGAGUCUCUUAAACUGAAAUGGUGUGAACACUUACAAAAGAGUUUUACAUGCUGUAUAACCUUACUUAUGCAAUCAGAUUUAUGGGUUUGUUCACCAUGAAAAUUGUCAGGAUGGUUCUGCAAAUCAGACAAAACUCAAGAGAUUUUGGCAUAAUGGACGAAGCAACAGCAAUCUUGGAAAUUAAGGUGCAUGAAGAUAAUGUUACGGCAAAGCAGAUUCUUAUUAUGGGUUGGCUUUUAUAAUAAUCCUAGCAAACAAAAUAGAGCUGAGCCAGAGAGUGUCAGUUCUGGCAAACAGCCUUUGGAAACUAUGACUUGGCCAAUCAAUUCAGGAUUAUGUAGACAACAUAUUAUUUGUGUAGCACAUGAUUCGUUAUGGGAUCAAAAUCCAACAAAUCCAAUAGUCAAACACAAGACAUUUGAGCUGAUUGUAGUCCAUUACUCAUCAGGGAAGAGAGUUCAGAAACUGUUUAUGUUCAGGUAACAGAAUCACUUCAGAUUUUCCUCUAACUUCACUGAUAUGACUGAAUGUGAGGAUGUUUUUCUUGAUCAAUAACAAACUGAAUGCAGUAGGUAACUCGCACGAGCUUAAGUUUAUAAUCAUAAAAAGCUUUUGCAACCCAGUGCCUGAUUGACAGCAAGAAAUAUAUAUGAUUUGUUGUUAUCUAUGCAAAGUAUAUAAAUAAAAAUAAGAAGUUGAGUGCUGCUAUAACUUCAGAAAUUGUGAGGAAGAAAUUUUCAUUAUUCCUCUAAUGUGUGACCAAUUUCUUUGCUGAAUGGAGAAUUGUUUCUAUAAUUUUCACCUGCUGCACAGAUCUGGCCACACAAAUCAUGCUAUGGUGUAGGACUGACUGUCUGACAGAUGAAAGCUAUAUAAUGUUAACCCCUAUAAGCAAUAUGUUUUUGUAUUAUUGUCCAGAUCUUUGUCUAGGUAACAAAAAAACAACAAAAAAAAAAACAAUAUUUUCCUUCCCACAGCUACUUUAUCUGACUCUGUGGUUAUGUUUAUAUAUUUUUUCCUUUCUACUAACCCUAAAGCAGUCAUUAGAAACUUUAACAUACCUACAACUAGGUUAGUGUAAAAAUGAAUUGAGGAACUGCAUUAAAAAUUGUUUGACCAAACUA
Poecilia latipinna (sailfin molly) is the source of this 2995-nucleotide messenger RNA. Its product is annotated as leucine-rich repeat LGI family member 2-like. Gene Ontology annotation, biological process: inhibitory synapse assembly. The transcript is spliced from 8 exons. The record is from RefSeq and is a predicted model, not a curated record. Bases 225 to 1859 code for a protein of 544 amino acids. Gene Ontology annotation, molecular function: protein binding. NCBI's taxonomy places the organism in Eukaryota, Metazoa, Chordata, Actinopteri, Cyprinodontiformes, Poeciliidae.